AUGGCACUUGAAUGUUUCAGUUGGAUUACACAAAUUUUGUGUCAUAGAUAUGAUAAUGAUGAAGAAUUAUCAUUUCUUAGACGUUUGCCUGAUUGUCUCCUCAUCGAAAUCCUUAGUAGACUUCCCGCAGAUUGCCUUGUUGGAGUGUCCAAGACAUUGAUCUCAUCGCGGUAUUUUUCCACCUUACAUCUCAAAAGAGCUAGGCCUCUACUAAUCCUACACUACAAUCGCGUUGGUACUAAUAAUGAGCAUAACCUUUAUGUGUUUGAUCAAAGUCUUAAUAAGGAGGAGGAGAAGAUGUUCACGAAAGUACUUCUUAAACGCAACCAUAUGAUUAAUAUGGCUAGAAACAAAUCUCAUCUUCAAUACUCUUGUGAAGGUGUUCUUCUGUUCACUGCUGAGUAUUAUCCGCGUACCUAUGCCAUUUUCAAUCCAAUAACACAAGAAAAAGUAAUUGUACAGCAUAAAUUCAACCCUGGCAAAUUGUGUGCCUUUUAUUAUUGUUCAUUGACAAGACAAUUCAAACUGAUUUAUGCACAAGGAAAAGAUAAUUGGUUUCAGUAUUCCAUAUACUCUGUCAGGACACAAACGUGGAAGAGGAAAAUUAAUUGUCCGACUCCCAAUCUUGUGCCGAAUGACUCUCCUGCAAUUGUCAAUGGAUCAGUGCAUUUGCUUGUGGGUAGAGAUUUAGAGAAACCGGAUAUUCCUCCUUGUGCUAAAGGUAUCUUGGUGCUUAAUAUGGACAAAGAAGAGUUCUCAAAUAUGCCUCAUCCCGGAAGUUGUAGCUCAUGGAAAUUACAUCAAACGAUGUCUCUUUUAGUGAAGGAUGAGUCUUUGUCUCUCUGUCAAUUGUUUAUCUUUGAUGAUAUGAUGGAUAUAUGGAUCUUGGAGGACUAUGGAACAUGGUCAUGGACCAAAAAAUGCAAGGUUAAACUUGUAUUUAAUAACUAUUAA
Molecule: messenger RNA, 954 nt
Organism: Solanum tuberosum (potato)
Lineage: Eukaryota; Viridiplantae; Streptophyta; Magnoliopsida; Solanales; Solanaceae
Product: F-box/kelch-repeat protein At3g06240-like
Exons: 1
Coding region: 1-954 (317 amino acids)
Molecular function (GO): protein binding
Source: RefSeq, a predicted model, not a curated record